Volvox carteri f. nagariensis is the source of this 1694-nucleotide messenger RNA. RefSeq lists its product as uncharacterized. Gene Ontology annotation, molecular function: RNA binding. Gene Ontology annotation, biological process: RNA processing. The record is from RefSeq and is a predicted model, not a curated record. Gene Ontology annotation, cellular component: nucleoplasm. The transcript is spliced from 6 exons. Bases 4 to 1239 code for a protein of 411 amino acids. NCBI's taxonomy places the organism in Eukaryota, Viridiplantae, Chlorophyta, Chlorophyceae, Chlamydomonadales, Volvocaceae.
AAAAUGUCAGGGCUAAAUUUCUCGUUGCAAAGGCGGCCUUUGGACAAUAAGCGUCCACUGGCAGGCGCAAAAAUAGCGAUGCCAAAGAAGCCAGCUACAGUGAAUGAUAUUUUUGGAGCAGCAGGCUCAGAUGACGAGCACGAAGACGUGCAGGCUAAAAGGGCGCGGCAGGAGCCUGCCUCUGCAUCAGCCGACCAACUCGCAACUCGGCUGGACCCCGAUGUUGUUGGCGUGGCGACGAAGUUGGCGGACUUCGUUGCCAAGAAUGGGCGUCAAUUUGAGGACAUGACACGCGAAAGAAAUCAAGGAGAGACACCCUUUAAGUUCUUGCACGACAAAUCCUCACUUGGCUACCAGUUCUACCAUGCCAAGCUACUAGAGUUCGAGGCCGCGAAAGGCAGUUCCUCGUCUUCCUAUUCCCGUCUCCAGCCCCACGCAUCCCCUCAGCCGUCCUCCUCCUCGGGGCUGCCGCCCGAGGCAGCAGCCGCUGUUGCUGCAGCGGCGGCGGCAGCUGCUGCUGCCGCUGCACGCGCACGUGCUCAGGAACCUCGUUCCCGCGGCAGCCCGGCCCCACAGAUGCCGCCACCACCGCUAACCGCUGAGCAGCUAGCAGAGGAGCGUCGCCGUGCGCAGAUCGCUCUGGCCAAGGGUGAUUCAGUGGCCGCUAUGGAGGCCUUUGCAGCCCUGGCCGCGAAGCGCGACCGGGCAAGGUCCUCCAGCGCUGACCCAGAUGAACCUGACGGCGGGGGAAGCGACGACGAGGAGGCGCGGCGGAAGCGCGCAGAACCGCUCCUGAACAAAACAGCAUUCGAGCGGCGCAAGGUGUUGGCGGUGUACAAGGAUGACGGCACGCGGGGGCACCACAUGCAGGACUACAUCCCUAAAGAGGUGUUGGCGGAGUUCAUGGCCAAGGCGGGCGACAAAAUGGCAGCCGUACAGGCGGAGCAGCUUGCCAACAAAAACGCCAUAGGCGCUGAUAACAUUGGCCACAAGCUGCUACAGAAAAUGGGCUGGAAGGAGGGAGAGGGUCUGGGCGGCAGCCAAAAGGGCAUCACAGCACCCAUUCGUGCGGCGCCCGCGGCGGCACCGGCAGCGGGUGAGGCUCGCGGCCUGGGCGCGGCUGCCCACGGUGAGGCGAGCGCAGAAGACGACAUGUACGAGGCUUACCGCAAGCGCAUGAUGCUGGGUUACAAGUACCGCCCCAACCCGCUGGGUAACCCCCGCCGUGCUUACUACUGAUGGCCGGGGUGUGCAUACGUAGGAGAGUGUGUAGAUGCCGAGGGAGGCAUGGGGGGAAUGGAAAAGUGGAGUUUGCGGUUUGAAAUAAGUUUGUCCCGCAGAUGCAUUCUGGUUGACUUCAGGCAGUUUCAAAUGAGUCGCGUAACAGCUUACUAACAGCUUACUAAGUACCGUAAGGUCUCCGUCUUCAUGUUGGUGGUUUGGGAGUUGUUUCCGACUGGAGUAGUGGCGACGAGCAGUUGGUGCCUCUGUAUGUGUACAGAGUGUAUGUUCUGUUAUACAUUGAUCUGGAUCUGAUACUGGCCAUUCACCCUUGGCAGUGGGAUCGCUGAAGCGCUCUCCCCGAGUGGGAGGAGACGGGCGUGCAAGUAAAUCUGUGUGUGUCUGUUACACCUUGAGUUGUGCUACUGUCCAAAGGUGUGACAACGAGGUAUGUAGGUGGUGCUCGCUAUGUG